This is a messenger RNA of Prosopis cineraria, 1187 nucleotides long. RefSeq lists its product as uncharacterized. The record is from RefSeq and is a predicted model, not a curated record. The coding region runs from base 313 to 1008 and encodes 231 amino acids. The transcript has a single exon. Lineage: Eukaryota; Viridiplantae; Streptophyta; Magnoliopsida; Fabales; Fabaceae.
GCACGCUUUAACAAAUCUGAGAAACGUUAGAAGUGUGACUUCGAAUCUCCAACUCCGUCUGUUAUAUAUGACGGUGACAAUGGAAACGAGGAGUCUCCUCCUAUCUUGAUCGUCCUAUAUGCAAUUCAUCCUUUUUUUUCAUUUUAAUUUAAAGCUUCACAGCAUCCAUCACAUGAUCACAAUCCCUGCCUUUCUUCCAGCCUGCUGCUUCCUCUUCACUUUCUUCUCCUGACUAAUAACACAACUCCUUUUUCCCCCCGCUGAUUGUCGGUUAAGAUCCUAGUCGGACUCGCUCGUCCUCAAUCCCAGUAGAUGGCGUCGGCCACAAUCGGCAUCGGCAACAACAUCUUUGUCGGGGAUCACGUGGGGAAACGGGAAAUCAAGAAUAGGUGUAAUGAUCAGUUGGUGGUGAUCGGCCAUCAGAGCCGCUCGAGAGGAAUACGGAAGGCGAGGAUGUCGACCACCACGGCGAGUGUGGCACCGAUUUGGAAGUACGAGGGAGGAGGAAAAGAUAAGGAUCGCAGAAAUGACGCCGUUGAUGUGCACGAGAGGCUGGACGGAUGGAUGAAGGAUUCAGUGGUGGAGAUCGUGAAGAAUUUAAGGGAAGCGCCGCUGUUAGUACAGGUGUAUCCUAAGAAGAAUGCUAACGGCGGCGAGGCGACGGCACUGAGGACGGAGAAGGCAGAGGUGGAUGAUUGGCCGGGGGUGGUGCAGAAAUGGGAAACAGGAGAGGCGCCAUUGCCGGAAGGGGUCAUAUUGGUGGAGGAGUUGGGGGAUGAAGGGAAAGAAGGGAAGGAGAGGACGACGAAGGCAUGGGGGGUUGUGGUUCAGGGGAGGGGGGUGGGAAGCGGGCCCAUAUGUUACUUGCUGAAGACGAGUCGGGUCAAAUCGGGUCCUGGGAUGAGCCCGUUCUGCACCUAUUACUGCUUAGUCCGAGUGAAGAGUUUCAGGGAAACCGUGGAAUCGCAGCUCAAGAAUUGUUGGCUCUUACCGGGCCAGGACUCCUGAUGGUUACCGGUUCUGGAAUUGAUUUGAAAGAUUGUGCAAAUUCUGAAGAUCAUUAUUAUUAUUGCAUCUUUAAGGCCUGAAGUCUGUUAACUUGUAUACAGUCAAUCCAAGUGAAAUUGUGCAUGCCAUCAUUAAUCUUGAGUAGUAAUAUUAACAACCAUUGAUUUCGAUGUUUCAAA